Molecule: messenger RNA, 1428 nt
Organism: Lepisosteus oculatus (spotted gar)
Lineage: Eukaryota; Metazoa; Chordata; Actinopteri; Semionotiformes; Lepisosteidae
Gene: psmd6
Product: proteasome 26S subunit, non-ATPase 6
Biological process (GO): proteasome-mediated ubiquitin-dependent protein catabolic process
Cellular component (GO): proteasome regulatory particle
Molecular function (GO): protein binding
Source: RefSeq, a predicted model, not a curated record
GGUUUGAACUCGUUGGCGUAGUGUAAUUUCAUUCAGCAGCCCGGGUUUUCAUGUUUAGGUCCCCGCAUAAUCCUCGUAUUAACACCGAGAGAACCAGAAGAAAUGCCGCUGGAAAACCUGGAAGAAGAGGGAUUGCCCAAAAACCCCGAUCUGAGAAUAGCUCAGCUCAAAUUCCUGCUCACGCUUGAUGGACACCGUGCAGAUGUAAAAGUUAAAGAGGAGCUGAUGGAGGCCAUUAAAGAGAAUAACAUGGCUCCAUAUUACGAGGCUUUGUGCAAGGAACUUAAAUGGCAGGUUGACACGGAAUUCUUAAGCAAAAUGAAGAAAGCCAACGAAGAGGUCCUGAAACGUCUGGAUGACGUGUUGGAGGACGCAGAGAAGAAUCUGGGAGAGAGUGAAAUCCGUGACGCAAUGAUGGCCAAAGCUGAAUACCUGAUUAGAAUUGGGGAUAAGGAAGGAGCACUGACGGCUUUUAGGAAGACCUAUGACAAAACUGUGGCUCUGGGACAUCGUCUAGAUAUUGUGUUUUAUCUUUUGAGAAUUGGAUUGUUCUAUAUGGAUAGCGACCUCAUCACACGAAACACUGAGAAAGCAAAAAGCCUUAUAGAAGAAGGGGGAGACUGGGACAGGAGGAACCGUUUGAAAGUUUACCAGGGCCUUUAUUGUGUGGCUAUUCGAGACUUCAAGCAAGCUGCAGAACUCUUCCUUGACACAGUGUCCACAUUUACUUCCUAUGAACUCAUGGAUUAUAAGACAUUUGUGACUUAUACAGUUUAUGUGAGCAUGAUUGCUCUAAAGCGACCUGAUCUCAGGGAAAAGGUAAUAAAAGGAGCAGAGAUCCUGGAGGUGUUGCACAGUUUACCUGCUGUUCGACAGUACUUAUUCUCUCUGUAUGAGUGCCGGUACUCGGUUUUCUUUCAGUCUUUGGCAACUGUGGAACAGGAGCUGAAGAAAGACUGGCUGUUUGCACCCCAUUAUCGUUACUAUGUCAGAGAGAUGAGAAUCCACGCCUACAGCCAGUUGCUUGAGUCUUAUCGCUCACUGACUCUGGGCUACAUGGCUGAGGCCUUCGGAGUCGGCGUGGAGUUCAUUGAUCAAGAACUUUCCAGAUUUAUUGCAGCUGGUAGACUACAUUGCAAAAUAGACAAAGUGAAUGAGAUUGUGGAAACAAACAGGCCUGACAGCAAGAACUGGCAGUACCAGGAGACCAUAAAGAAAGGAGAUCUGCUAUUGAACAGAGUCCAAAAGCUCUCCAGAGUUAUCAAUAUGUAACAUGCAAUGUAUAAAGAUUGGUAUUGUAAACUUUGGGUUUCAGGCAAUGAAAUAUAAAGGUUGAGUGAUAGUACUAAAAUAUUUCAUGUAACAGUUUGUAGUUGUCCACAGUAUGUUUAACUAUUAAGUGUAUAUAAUAAAAUUUUCAAAAAAUCA